AUGAAAGACUCCAAGCCAUUCAGAUACGACCAAGACUUACUCAAAAAUUUGUUGGGAAAUGACUAUAGCAAAUUUGAAAAAAAGUUAAAGUGUAUUCCAACUAUAACUGAAAAUAUUCUGCUGACUGAACCCAUAUACUCAUCAGUAAGUGCUUCAAUAUCAUUACCGUACCAGCAAUCGGACCUUGUCGACAAGAAAUCAAAGUUGAAACUCAAUCGCAGUCGAUUUCGGCCAUAUCAACUCUCCAAAAAGACGGUUUUGAAGUCAAACAAUUCACCCGAGAUCAUUGUCUUAGAUCCGGAUGUUGAAUUCACCAAGUCUCCGUUAUUCGACUUGUUGACCGAAUUAGUUGAGCCGACAAGUUUACAGCCGCAGCAGAAUAUCAUUCGGUUCAAGUUGUCUCCGAAACAAGCUGAGGAAAUUUCCAACUCACGGUCCCAGUCCGGGGAUACAGGAUUCUCCGUUCAAGUGCAAAUUCGUUUGUGUAAACUGGACCCAUCAGCCAAAGAACACGAUGACUUUAUUCCUUUGGGCAUUAGACUGAUGAUCAACGAACAAAAUAUUGAAUUUAGUGAUUUAUUAACUGACGAUUCCGCAGGACUCCUGCCCCAGAAGUUCAAGCCAAUCGAUAUCACAUCUCGAAUUGAAGUGUCACCAGUUGAAAAUGUCGUGAAAAUAAACAUACCAGCAGAUGCGAAUACAUAUGUCGCGGUUAUCAAUCUUGUCCGUAAGAAGACCAGCGCGGAAUUAUUCGACCAAUUGAAGUCUAAGGCUGGUUUGGAUUCGAAUCAUACGAGGGAAUUUAUCAAGGGAAUAUUGGAUGAAGAUCAAGACAUCAAGGACUUUGCUGCUGUUUCAUUGAUAAUGUCUUUUGUCUGUCCGCUUGGGAACAAGAGAAUCCGUGACCCCUGCCGAGGAUUUUUUUGUACGCACAUUGAGUGUUUUGACGCGUCAGCAUAUUUACAAGCUAAUGAAGCUCAUGGCACCUGGGAAUGUCCAGUCUGCAACCGGCCAGCGGGGUUUGAAAGCCUCAUUAUUGACAAUUACUUUAGUGAGAUAUUAUCUUCAGGUAAACUACAGCCUAAUGUUUGUGAAAUAAUAUUUUUCGAAGAUGGUACCUGGGAUAAUUACGUUCCGGCUUUUAUUCAAUCGGAUUCUGAAGAAAGUAAUAAAGGGUCUGAAGAAAUGACAUCAGAAACAGAUAACUCUAUUGAUGAGGACGAUGAAUUGUUUUCGAGAUUAUCGGCGUCCUCAAACAAAUCGGGCGACGACUUCGAUGACCUGUUUUCGGCUUAUGCAGAUUACAUCGAUAAGGGAAUAACCGAAAUACUUAGAGAAACUCAGUGUGUUUGA
Molecule: messenger RNA, 1353 nt
Organism: Microplitis demolitor
Lineage: Eukaryota; Metazoa; Arthropoda; Insecta; Hymenoptera; Braconidae
Product: E3 SUMO-protein ligase PIAS1
Exons: 1
Coding region: 1-1353 (450 amino acids)
Biological process (GO): regulation of transcription by RNA polymerase II; protein sumoylation
Molecular function (GO): zinc ion binding; transcription coregulator activity; SUMO ligase activity
Source: RefSeq, a predicted model, not a curated record